This is a messenger RNA of Helianthus annuus (common sunflower), 1216 nucleotides long. RefSeq names its product peroxidase 25. Gene Ontology annotation, biological process: response to oxidative stress; hydrogen peroxide catabolic process. The record is from RefSeq and is a predicted model, not a curated record. Gene Ontology annotation, cellular component: plant-type cell wall; plasmodesma. Gene Ontology annotation, molecular function: heme binding; peroxidase activity. The transcript has 4 exons. Bases 56 to 1030 code for a protein of 324 amino acids. Lineage: Eukaryota; Viridiplantae; Streptophyta; Magnoliopsida; Asterales; Asteraceae.
AGCACUAUAUAUAGAGCUUGUUAGAUAGAACAUUAGAACCAUACUGUAUACAAAAAUGGAGAUUAAUGUCCUCAUUGUCAUUAGUUUGAGUUUAAUGUUAAUCCCUUUUGCUAAACCUCAAGGAGGAUUAAAAACCGGGUUUUACUCGUCUACAUGUCCCAAAGCUGAAGCGAUAGUGAGAUCAACGGUUGAGGCACACUUCAAGGAUGAUCCUACUGUUGCUGCUGGACUUCUCAGGCUUCAUUUUCAUGAUUGCUUUGUUGAGGGCUGUGAUGGGUCAAUCUUGAUCAAGGGAAAAUCUGCUGAGAUUACUGCACUGGCUAAUCUUGGAUUAAGAGGAUUUGAAGUCAUUGAUGAUGCUAAGACACAACUAGAAGCUUUGUGCCCUGGUGUUGUUUCUUGUGCUGAUAUUCUUGCAUUGGCUGCGCGCGAUUCGGUUGAUUUGAGUGACGGCCCAAAUUGGCCGGUACCAACGGGGAGACGAGAUGGCAGAGUAUCAUUGGCUUCUAAAGUAUCAAGUUUACCAUCACCGUUAGAUUCGGUUGACACCCAAAGAAGCAAGUUUGCUGCUAAAGGCCUUGACGAUAAAGAUUUAGUGACACUAUCUGGUGCACAUACAAUAGGCCAAACAGAUUGUAGAUUCUUUCGAUACCGUCUAUACAACUUCACAACAACAGGGAAUUCAGACCCGAGCUUGAGCCAGUCGGCUCUAGCCCAGUUCCAGAGCUUGUGUCCAAAGAACACCGAUGGCACAGAACGAGUGGCAUUGGAUAAAGACAGCCCAACAAAGUUUGAUGUUAACUAUUUCAAGAACGUGCGCGAUGGAAAUGGUGUUUUGGAGUCGGAUCAGAGAUUAUGGGGCGACCCGACGACUCAAAAGAUUGUGAGAAACUAUGCAGGAACAUUUAGAGGGUUGUUGGGAUUGAGAUUCGAUUUCGAGUUUAAAAAUUCUAUGAUCCAAAUGAGUAGCAUUGAAGUAAAAACUGGUACACAAGGGGAAAUUAGAAAGGUUUGUUCCAAGAUCAACUAAAUAUUGUGUAAAGAUUAAAGAACAGGUUGUUUAUGGUUAACUGUUUUAACGGUAUUGUAUCUUGUGUAUUGUGCAAUAAAAGUGAUUAGUUUGGACAGUGUAUCUUUUGUUUUGAUGAAGUUUUUGUAUGGUUGUAUUGAAAACUUUGUUGAAAAUGUACAUAAAUCCCAAAACCUUUAUAUAUUU